Molecule: messenger RNA, 2254 nt
Organism: Radiomyces spectabilis
Lineage: Eukaryota; Fungi; Mucoromycota; Mucoromycetes; Mucorales; Radiomycetaceae
Product: rab-GTPase-TBC domain-containing protein
Exons: 5
Coding region: 87-2120 (677 amino acids)
Source: RefSeq, a predicted model, not a curated record
ACCAUCGGAGCGUUCGUUGCUCCAUUUCUUUCUCUUUCAUUACUCUUUUUAUCUUUUUACAACACCUUUAUUAUUUUCAUGCCAGCAUGCCAGCCACAGAUUUGCUUCCAGACCAUCGUGCUUACGGUUCAAACGAGUAUUUGAACAACGACACCGCUACGUAUCACUCUUCGGUCGCUUCUCGAUCACACAGUUCGUCGUCCUGCACGGACGAUUUCGAUGAUGCACAGUCAACGGCAAGUGGGCUAACUGCUGAUACGGCGGCAACGGAAGAAGACCCUCACAACUUCAAAGUGAUCGAACCAAAUUCAUCUCAGACAACCACUGCACCGGGAAAGCCAAUCAAGCGCCGAAGUAGAGCCUGUACCAUUACGCAAAAAAAUUGCCCCUCAGAUACAUACGAUAAGGAAGAGAAAUCGGAGGCAAAGGAGUCAGUGCUUCAUCCUUCAGGGGAGGCACCCACCGGCAAGUCCGUGACGACAUGUUGGCAAAUCGAUAACGAUGAUGAUACGACAAAUGAGCUUCCUCCAAACGUCCUUGUCGAUGAUAUUCAUGAUCAAAUCCAUGAGUUGCAAACUUCGUGCCAUGCCGUGACUGAUUCCGACUCCGACACUGAUGCAGAGUUUACCCGACGUCGGCAUGAGAGUCAUCGAUCGACCAUGUCUUCGGCCCAAUCGUUUACAUCCACAGCGUCCAACUACGAUUUAUUGUUAGCUCGACUGUGUCAACCCGAACCUGUGAUGACCACGGAAAACCAAGUCGACGAGAUACGGACUUCCUUUGAAAGGGCGUACAACGAAGCGGUACGGACAGGCGGGGAGGAUGAGAUCGAUUGGGAAUUUUGGUCCAAAGUGAUUUCAGAUUUCAAUACGGUGGCGAAAACGCAGCCGAAAGCGCUUUCACGUCAAAUCCAACGAGGCAUUCCACCUUCCCUGCGAGGCAUGAUUUGGCAGCUGUUUGCCGAAUCCAAAUAUCCUAAAUUGGAAGAUCAGUACAUACAAUUACUGAAACAGGAAUCGGUCUAUGAAAAGGCCAUUUUGCGGGAUCUACCGAGAACAUUUGCCGAUCACGAGUAUUUCCAGAGCCAGGAUGGUCAAGAUGCAUUAUUUAACGUCAUUAAAGCCUACUCCCUCUACGAUCCGCAAGUCGGUUACAGUCAGGGUCUUACCCACAUCGUCGGUCCGCUGCUACUCAAUAUGCCAGAGGAGGAAGCAUUUUGCGUCUUGGUACAGAUGAUGAAUCGAUACAAUUUGAGGCGUCAGUUCGCACCCAAGAAUGAUUUGCUGUCGCAGCGAUUGUAUCAAUACGAAGGACUCCUAGAAGACCGGUUACCACACAUCAAACGCCACUUUGAGAUUUACGGCAUACGUAGCAGCAUGUACGCGAUGCAAUGGUUCACUACCUUGUUCGCCUACAAAUUUCCUUUACCAUUUGUGUUUCGAAUUUACGAUGUCAUUUUUGCUGAAGGGAUCGAUACCUUGCACCGGUUUGCGAUUGCGCUCAUUGAAAGAAAUCAGGCCACCAUUCUGAGCCUGGAAUUCGAUGAAUUGAUCCAAUUUCUGAGACACGAUCUUUUAAAGGUGUACAAGACCGAUCCCAAUCUGUUUGUGCAUGAUGCCUUUCAAAUCAUUCUUGCUCCAAAACGGCUAGAGAAACUGGCCAAAGAGUAUACCACCGAAGCAUCUCGAGCCAACACGGAAAUGCAAGCCGUGGAUGUACUAAGAAAACAGAACAAGGCCUUGUCAGAAGCUGUGCGUCAACUGGAAUGCCAACUUGGUCAGCUUCGACGACAGCAUGAUGAAGUGACCGAUGAACUCAUUUCGUCAAAGAUGGAAACUGCUCGAGUGCAAGACGAGAAUGAUGCGUUGCGGCAACAGUCUAAUGAUUUCAAAAAGGCGCUUGACACCUUACCGACGGAGAUGCAGAUACGCAUGAAGGAAGAAAUGGAGAUUUUAUGGACUAAAAAUGCGGCGCUCGUAGAACGAAAUUCGGCCCUGGAGGAUCAACUGGCGUAUAUGGAAAAUAUGAUUAUUGAUAUGAAAAUCAAGUACGCCGAAAGUGAAAAUGAACGAUACACGCUUCGUCAACGUUUGGUCGACCUUAAAAAGCUGAUACAAUAGACCCUUUAUAUUCGAAACCCAAUACUAUACGCAUUUGCCCUGACAAUGUGUUUUUCUCCUCUGGCCCGUCCACUAUAGAUGUGGCAACAAUAAAAUAUCAGAAAAUACAAUAAAGCAUGACAAAAACUACAGAC